CUCUCCGCUAUUUCUCUUUAUAUAUUUCCACAUUCCACGUGAACCUUCUAGAACUAUAAUAGACUUAUAUUCCAUGGCUCCGCCGCUCGAACACAACGGCGUUUCCACCAGCGGUGACUCUCUGAGAUCUAUUCCGACGCCGUUUCUCACCAAAACCUUCCAACUCGUCGACGAUCACACCAUCGACCAUGUGAUUUCGUGGAACGAUUCUGGAUCGUCCUUCAUCGUCUGGAACACCACCGCUUUCGCCAAGGAUUUGCUUCCUAAAUAUUUCAAGCACAACAACUUCUCCAGCUUCGUUCGCCAACUCAACACUUAUGGAUUCAGAAAAGUUGUACCUGACCGCUGGGAGUUCUCGAACGAGUAUUUCCGAAGAGGCGAGAAGCGGCUCCUCUGCGAAAUACAGCGACGGAAGAUCCUCCCGGCAACGCCGCCGACCCGAGCGACUGCGACUACGACCGCGGCGGUUCUAUCUCCGCUGCCGCUAUCUACGAUUCCGCCGGCGAAGCUGAUCGUGUCGCCGUCGAACUCAGCGGAGGAGCAGGUGAUUUCGUCUAACUCGUCGCCGGCGGAGCUGUUGGAUGAGAACGACCGGCUGAGGAAGGAGAACAUUCUGUUAACGAAGGAAUUGGAGGAGAUGAGAUCGCUCUGCAACAAUAUAUUCAAUCUCAUGUCGAAUUACGCUAACGUUCAAGCGGACGGUGAUUCCGCGGGGGCGGCGGCGCGGUGCUUCGGCGAGGAUGCGGUGGAGGAGAUGAAUCCGAAGCUGUUUGGGGUGGUGAUUGGUACGAAGCGAGCGAGAGAAGAGAAUGAUACGGUUUUGAGUCUGCAUCAGCCGUUCCAUGCGGACGUGAAAUCCGAAGCGUUGGAUUUCGCAAGACGUGGCGAAAAUAAAAAAACGCCGUGGCUAAAUCAAUGUCAUAGAGCAAAUCAGAGAGUGUGUAAUUGACACACGACGUUGUAACAGCAGCUAGGAACACGUUAGGUUAAGCUAGGGGCGUCGCAGAGAAUCAGAGUCCUGAGCACGGAGACGCGCGUGGCAAAUGUACGUCGUUAACCGUUUGGGACUUUUUUCGUAGAAGCUUCUCAGAAGAAAACGAUACUUUCGCGUUCAUUUCCUUUUGAUGUUUCUAUUUUUUAUUUUUUUAAGUUAAGGGCAUAUAUUGGACUUGGCAUGUAUAUUUGCCUUGGAAGGGAAAAAAAUAAUUAUUUCUCUAUCA
Molecule: messenger RNA, 1220 nt
Organism: Glycine soja
Lineage: Eukaryota; Viridiplantae; Streptophyta; Magnoliopsida; Fabales; Fabaceae
Product: heat stress transcription factor B-2a-like
Exons: 2
Coding region: 74-949 (291 amino acids)
Biological process (GO): regulation of transcription by RNA polymerase II
Cellular component (GO): nucleus
Molecular function (GO): RNA polymerase II cis-regulatory region sequence-specific DNA binding; DNA-binding transcription factor activity
Source: RefSeq, a predicted model, not a curated record